Molecule: messenger RNA, 7226 nt
Organism: Oncorhynchus keta (chum salmon)
Lineage: Eukaryota; Metazoa; Chordata; Actinopteri; Salmoniformes; Salmonidae
Product: la-related protein 1-like
Exons: 26
Coding region: 259-3411 (1050 amino acids)
Biological process (GO): mRNA stabilization; positive regulation of translation
Cellular component (GO): cytoplasmic stress granule; cytosol
Molecular function (GO): RNA cap binding
Source: RefSeq, a predicted model, not a curated record
AGCGUAUGUGCGCGCACCCUUCUAUCUCGUGGUGCUGAUCAUCCAUAUUGCUGUUAGUGGUGAAGUUUAGCUUGCAAUUUAAAAGAGGCUCCCGGGCGCUUUUUAAAUGUUUUAAUUCAACACAAACCACUCUGCGUCUUAGACUGAAUGCUAUUUAGUCUAGGGGUGGAGUGGAGAAACGAGUUCAUUCGAGGAAUACUUCACAUUUUCUUUGUUGAGUAGUAGGCGAAUUUGUUGGUGUCGUGAGGAAAAGGAGAAAUGGCUACUCGGGUAGAGGCUCUCCUACCCAACAAUCCUCGUAUUAAACCAGAGGAGAAUGGGCAUGCGAGCAAGAUGAUACAGCAUGGAGAGGACUGUCCUGAAAAGGGGGUGAAGCAGACAUGUGUUGCCGAAGCUGGUAGCAAUAUGAAAACAAACAACUCAAAACAGUGUUGGAUUGCAACGAGGGAGCUACGCUCUAAACAGGCAAAAGAAGAGAGUAACAAUCAAGAGAAAGACACCCUGGAUCAAGAGAUGCACACGACUGAUCAAACGGAAGACUGUGUGAAAUGCAGUAAAAAUGAGUUUGCUGAAGCACCCCCGCCCAAGGUGAACCCAUGGACCAAGAAAAAGAAUUCGGUGGCCGUGGUCAGCCAGAAUGGACAAUCACAUCAUGAGCCGCCACCCACAACAGGCCCAGCCAAGGUGGUGAAGGCCCCAAACCCCCGGCCUCGGAGAGGAGAAAGGGUUGGAGAUUUUGGUGAUGCUAUGAAGUGGCCAACCCCCGGGGAGAUUGCAACUAAAGAAACGCAGAUUGAGGUUGUGAAUCGGACUGUGUCAUGCCCCAUGCCCGUCAGGCAGAUCAGAGAAGUGGGCUCCACACGGAGAUCCCCAGCCCCCAAGAAGCCUGUGGUGAAGAAAGAGUUGAAGGAGAAGCGGGACACCAACGAGGAGGGCAAGGAGAACCAGAAUGCGAAGUCAGACGACUCUGGAGAGGAGAAGAACGGCGACGAGGACUCUCAGAAGAACAGCGACGAGGACUCUCAGAAGAACGGACAGAAGAAGAAAGGAAACAAGCAUAGGUGGGUGCCGCUGAUGAUGGAGGUGAAGUCUGAGGGACCCAGAGAACGCUCGGCCUCAAGGAACAACACCCGUCAGAACGAGGUGCCCAGGAUGCCUCCCAACAGGAAGAACGACCUCCGAGACUGGUACAGAGGGAAGUCUGAGCGUGAUUGGAGUGACGACCAUGAUGAGGUGUCCAGCGUGAGGAGCGAGGGUGCUCCCUUCCGUGCCGGGUUCCGGGGUCGUGGCAGGGGCCGGGGACGAGGCAGAGGUUCCAGAGGUCACCCUGACUACCAUUAUGGCUACAAGGCCUACAACGGGAAGGACGGUGCCUACGGACAGAAGUUUGGUGCUCCAGUGACCUAUUACUACGACAACAUGAGCAGCAGUGACCUGUACACAGUGGACCAGGGCCUGCUCAAGGACUAUGUUAAAAGGCAGAUUGAGUACUACUUCAGCCUUGGCAACCUGGAGCGGGAUUUCUUCCUGCGCAAGAAGAUGGACCAGGAGGGCUUCCUGUCACUUGGCCUGAUUGCCAGCUUCCACAGGGUGCAGGCCCUCACCACUGAUGUCAGCCUCAUUAUAGAGUCUUUGAAGGACAGCAAAGAGGUGGAAAUCAUCGACAUGAAGAUCCGUCGGAAGGUGGAGCCGGAGAAGUGGCCACUUCCUGGCCAGUCCAUGGGACCGGACCACAACCAGGUGGACCUGACCCAGCUCAUCCACUGCCCCGAGUUCGUGCCCCGGCAGAUGCCCACUAAGCAGACAGAGUCUGCUCCAGGGUCUCCCCGGUCCUCCACGCCCAUCAGGGGCAUGACCAGGGCCUCCAUGCAGCCCAAGAUGGAGCAGGACGUGUCCAACCUGAAGAGCAUGCCCAAGGGACUGUCGGCCAGCCUGCCCGACCUGGACUCGGAGUCCUGGAUCGAGGUGAAGAAGAGACCCAAGCCCUCCCCGGCCAGAACCAAGACCCCUUCGUUGCAGCAGAAGGAAGACGCUCUCUCCCCGGUGCCCAAGGCAGACCUCAGCCUCGUCCCCUCCAACGCCUCAGCCAAGGAUGAGCCCGAGGAGCUGGACUUCAUGUUUGACGAGGAGAUGGAGCAGAUGGAUGGCCGCAGGAACACAUUUACCGACUGGUCCGAUGAGGACUCUGACUGCGAGAUCGCCGACAAUGACGUCAACAAGAUCCUCAUUGUGACACAGACGCCGCCCUACCUGCGCAAGCACCCGGGGGGUGACCGCACGGGCCACCACACGUCACGCUCCAAGCUGACCAAUGAGCUGGUGAAGGUGAUCAACGACGGCCUGUACUACUACGAAGCAGAUCUGUGGGAUGACAACUACGAACCCGAGUACGCCACCAUCAAGCAAGAGGUGGAGAACUUCAAAAAGGUUCACCUGAUCAGCCGAGAGGAGUUUGACUGCCUGACCCCAGAACCCCCCGUCGACCCCAACCAGGAGGUGCCCCCCGGACCCCCAAAGCCCCAGCAGAUUCCCGUAGACGCCUUGGCGAACAAACUGUUCGGUGCCCCUGAGCCUUCCACAAUAGCACGCUCCCUCCCGACUACUGUACCUGAAUCGCCCAACUACCGCAGUGCCCGGACACCUCGCACGCCUCGCACCCCGCACCGGAAGGACCCCGCCAUGACGCCCCGUUUCUACCCUGUUGUGAAGGAGAGCUGGCCCGUCGACGCCAAGACCCCCAGGAAAAGGAAGACCAGGCACAGCUCCAACCCCCCCAUGGAGUGCCACGUUGGCUGGGUGAUGGACUCGCGGGAGCACCGAUCUCGCACCGCCUCCGUCAGCUCCAACGCCAGCCCCUCAGAGGGUACACCUGUAUUGGGGGGAAUUGGCUGUACCCCCCAGUCGCUCCCCAAUUUCCAGCACCCCUCCCACGAGCUGCUCAAGGAGAACGGCUUCACACAACACGUUUAUCACAAGUACCGUCGACGCUGCCUGAACGAACGCAAGCGGUUGGGCAUCGGCCAAUCCCAGGAGAUGAACACGCUGUUCCGUUUCUGGUCAUUCUUCCUGAGGGAUCACUUCAACAGGAAGAUGUAUGAGGAGUUCAAGCAGCUGGUGGUGGAGGAUGGCAAGGAGGGAUACAGGUACGGUUUGGAGUGCCUGUUCAGGUACUACAGCUACGGACUGGAAAGGAAAUUCAGGCCAAACAUUUUCAAGGACUUCCAGGAGGAGACCAUGAAAGAUUACGAAGCUGGCCAGCUGUAUGGACUUGAGAAGUUUUGGGCAUUUCUUAAAUACUCCAAAAACAAGAACAUGGGGAUCGACCCCAAGUUGCAGGAGUGCUUGAGCAAGUUUAAGCGUCUCGAGGAUUUCAGAAUCGAUGUAAGUAGGGAAACCUGUCAAAGAAAGUGAAAUGUUCUCUUCUACUUUUUACUACUAGUGAAACCGGUCAGUUAGAUUUUCUCUUCUACUUUGUACUACUAGGGAAACGUGUCAGUUACAUUUUGUCUUGUACUUUUUACUAAGCAUUUCACUGCAAGGUUGUAUUUGUAUACCUGUUGUAUUCGGCAUUUCACUGCAAGGUUGUAUUUGUAUACCUGUUGUUUUCGGCAUUUCACUGCAAGGUUGUAUUUGUAUACCUGUUGUAUUUGUAUACCUGUUGUAUUUGUAUACCUGUUGUAUUCGGCAUUUCACUGCAAGGUUGUAUUUGUAUACCUGUUGUAUUUGUAUACCUGUUGUAUUUGUAUACCUGUUGUAUUUGUAUACCUGUUGUAUUUGUAUACCUGUUGUUUUCGGCAUUUCACUGCAAGGUUGUAUUUGUAUACUUGUUGUAUUCGGCAUUUCACUGCAAGGUUGUAUUUGUAUACCUGUUGUAUUCGGCAUUUCACUGCAAGGUUGUAUUUGUAUACCUGUUGUUUUCGGCAUUUCACUGCAAGGUUGUAUUUGUAUACUUGUUGUAUUCGGCAUUUCACUGCAAGGUUGUAUUUGUAUACCUGUUGUAUUCGGCAUUUCACUGCAAGGUUGUAUUUGUAUACCUGUUGUAUUCGGCAUUUCACUGCAAGGUUGUAUUUGUAUACUUGUUGUAUUCGGCAUUUCACUGCAAGGUUGUAUUUGUAUACCUGUUGUAUUCGGCAUUUCACUGCAAGGUUGUAUUUGUAUACCUGUUGUUUUCGGCAUUUCACUGCAAGGUUGUAUUUGUAUACUUGUUGUAUUCGGCAUUUCACUGCAAGGUUGUAUUUGUAUACUUGUUGUAUUCGGCAUUUCACUGCAAGGUUGUAUUUGUAUACCUGUUGUAUUCGGCAUUUCACUGCAAGGUUGUAUUUGUAUACCUGUUGUUUUCGGCAUUUCACUGCAAGGUUGUAUUUGUAUACUUGUUGUAUUCGGCAUUUCACUGCAAGGUUGUAUUUGUAUACCUGUUGUAUUCGGCAUUUCACUGCAAGGUUGUAUUUGUAUACCUGUUGUUUUCGGCAUUUCACUGCAAGGUUGUAUUUGUAUACCUGUUGUAUUCGGCAUUUCACUGCAAGGUUGUAUUUGUAUACCUGUUGUUUUCGGCAUUUCACUGCAAGGUUGUAUUUGUAUACUUGUUGUAUUCGGCAUUUCACUGCAAGGUUGUAUUUGUAUACCUGUUGUAUUCGGCAUUUCACUGCAAGGUUGUAUUUGUAUACCUGUUGUAUUCGGCAUUUCACUGCAAGGUUGUAUUUGUAUACUUGUUGUAUUCGGCAUUUCACUGCAAGGUUGUAUUUGUAUACCUGUUGUAUUCGGCGCAUGUGACGAGUAACAUUUGAUUAGAUUACUAUGUAUAGCUUUAUAAGACUAUAAAUGACCAAGCACACAGUUUCUACCUCAGCUGAAAGGCACCAGCUCCUCUCAAAAGCAAAGAUAACAAUAUGUGAACUUCAAACUGCACGCAGAGAAAUAAAAAUACACAAUUCUCUCAGUAUCCCUUUAACAAAGAACAGGCCUGCCCUGUUCACCCUGUACUCUUUGGGUGCAUCGCGAAUGGCACCCUAUUUCUUACAUAGUGCACUACUUUUGAGCAGGGCACAUAGGGCUCCUUUUCAAAGUAGUGCACUAUAUAGGGAAUAGGGUGCCAUUUCAUAUUCCAUCCUAGCAAUGUGGAAUAAACAAAGGCUUUGCAUUCUGGUCAAACCAAUGGAAAAGGGAUCAAAACGCAAUCAUGUUGAAGUAAUUUCAACACUUAUAUUUCAUUUUGGAUAAAUGAUUUUUCUUCUGUAAGAUUAAGAAACAUUGCCCUGUGCCUUGUAAUUCCGUUACCAAAAACCCACAUAUAUAUUUAAGAUAUUUUCUCAUUUCUCUCCCUCAUGAGGGAGGUUAAUGAAUGUUCACAGAAGUAACAAGUAAAGGUUGACCUACCAAUUAGUUAGUGUUUUUGCUGACAUCAAGUUUAUGAAUUAUUAAGUGAUUAAAACUCGUAAUUCUGUUACCAGAAUUACAGUUGCCAGUAGCACUGUGGGACCUUAUAUAGACAGGUAUGCCUUUCCAAAUCAUGUCCAAUCAAUUAAAUUUACCACAGGUGGACUCAAGUUGUAGAACCAACUCACGGAUUGUGAAUGGAAACGGGGAUUCACCUGAGCUCAACCCUUUUUUACUUGGAAUAAAACAUGUUUUACUUGUUAUUAUGGGGUACUGUGUGUAGAUUGAGGAUUUUUAUUUAAUCCAUUUUAGAAUAAUGCUGCAAUGUAACAAAGGUCUGAAUACUUUCCGAAUGCACUGUAUCUACGUCAAUUACCUCGUACACUUGCACAUAGUCGGUACUGGUACCCCAUGUAUAGCCAUGGUAUUAUUAUUUUUCUCUCCGUUGUUGGUAAGUCAUUAUUUUACUGAUAGUCGUUGUUGUUUUACGAAGUAUGUGACAAAUACAUUUUGAUUUGCAUGUCAUAGCUGACACCCAUUCUUUCUGCAGACAUCUUUUGAAUCUUAUUUCGAAGCAGAUAUUUAACAGUUUUGAAAAAAUGUGGUCACGUGAAAAUUGAGGAUGAUUUUAACCGUAAUUCUGUUGCCACACUGCAUCUGCACAGUUCAUCCAGUAAAUGUGUUUCUGUGAAAUGUUCUGUGUAAAUUGUUCAAUUGUGCAUAGUGCAUAGUUCAUUGCUUUGCUAAACUUUGAAAUCAAUGGUUUUUGUUUAGCAUAGAUUUGAAAGUGAAAAAUCUGACAACGUGGAAUUGCCCUUUUAGAAUGUCCGUAGAGCCCCAGUCAAUCCCACCAUUGUCCUUCAUUACAGCCCCCGAUGGAGGAGGGAGGUCGCAAGAGACACUCAUCCAGCGGAGACUGUCGCCGCCGCCACCCCUCCCAGGGCUCCAGCCGCCCCCACAGCCAAACUGGCUUCGGCCCCGUUCGCCCAGGGCCCCACCAGGGAGAAUGCCAAAAUCAGCAGCCAGAGCCAGCGCCCGCAGCCCAGACCUCGGCAACCGCAUCAGACGCCCAGCCACCAAAGUAACCCCAGACAACCCUCAGCCACUUGGAUCAACUCAACGUCACUGAAUAUUUUCUGCGCCGCGAGAAUGACUUUCUGACGAACAGCUUGUGAUUGAAUAAAUCAAGGCUCUUCCAUUUUGAUCUAUUUAGUUUGAAACACCCAGCGUUUUGACUUAUUGGAGACGAAACUGAAUGACUAUUGAAGGAGUGGAUGAAGUAUUUUAUUUUGCAAUCCUUGGCAUAUUUUCUCCCCGUGGUUACAAUGUUUGACAUGGUUUCUGAGGACGUUUGAUGGCAACUGUGAACCUUGUGAUUCCUUUCUGUUAAUGGACCCUCUUUCCACUUGACACCAUCUAGUUGGUGGAUUAGAAAUUGAUGCGUUGAGAAAUAGAUAUUGAACUUGUUUUGCGCGAGCGAGAAAUAGAGCGAGAAAUAGAGGGAGAAAUACAUGUCAAAAACACCAAACCAAAUGAUGAAAAAAAUGACUUGUACCAGUCCCUCAGUAUGAACAAGAUUGAAAGUUGCCUUAUUUUUAUGUUUUUCCUUCUUUACUUGUGCCUGCCACCGUAAUGUCGAUUGUACAGCAUUGACAAUUGCAAAUAUGCAACAUUGGUCACCACCUACAGUAGUGGCCACUCAGUGACUCCCUGCCUGCCAAACAGUUUUGAACGCAACCUGCUGAAUGUGUCAUCAAGCCCCACCCCUCAGUGUGUUUGCAAUUUGUGGUUCUUUGUGCUGAAACGCUUUGCUGGGGGGGGGCGCGGCCGCUCCUGACAUCCCCCCCCCCAAA